AUGGGAGAACGUUCUCUGUGGGAAGAAUCUUCCUUUGUUAACUGGAUCUGGACAUUUGCUACUGACUUUUUAGGGGCUGGCACUUCAGGAUAUUCUUUAGGUGUCAAAAAUUCUACAUGUGUCCAAGAUGGAGAGUGUGAGGCUGAGUUUUCACCUGAUGGCUUUGAAGAGAAACCAGAAAAAGAAAAGAAACAAACCAGCUUCACUUUGUGCACCGUGUGUAACAUUCAGCUGAAUUCGACUGCCCAAGCCCAAAUCCACUACAAUGGCAAAUCGCAUCAAAAGAGAGUGAAACAGCUCAGCAAUGGGAUGGUGAGAAACGACAGUGGUGGCACGUGCCAGAGCCCGGCCCUCCCAGCCCUGGUCCGGCCGCCAGCCCCGCCUCUGCAACAGUCGCUGGACAUUAAGCCGUUCCUCCCAUUUCCUCUCGACACGGCGGCCGCAGUCAACCUCUUCCCCAAUUUUAAUGCGAUGGACCCGAUUCAGAAAGCUGUGAUAAAUCAUACUUUCGGGGUUCCUCUUCCUCAUCGAAGAAAGCAGAUCAUUUCGUGCAACAUUUGCCAGUUGAGAUUUAAUUCUGAUAGCCAGGCUGCGGCCCACUACAAAGGCACGAAGCACGCCAAGAAGCUCAAAGCACUGGAAACCAUGAAGGCCAAGCAGAAGUCUGUCGCUGCCAAGGACAGCGCAAAGACUGCCUCCACCUGCACCACCACCCAUGCCAUCAGUUCCAGCUCUGACGAAACAGAUAGUACCACAGGGACACCAGCAGUAUCAGCGACGACAACUGUGGAAAUUCGCAAAAGCAGUGUUAUGACGACGGAGAUCACCUCUAAAGUGGAGAAGAGCCCCACCACAGCCAGCGGCAACAGCUCCUGUCCUUCCACGGAGACAGAGGAAGAGAAGGCGAAGAGGCUGCUCUACUGUUCUCUCUGCAAGGUGGCCGUCAACUCCGCCUCCCAGCUGGAGGCCCACAGCAGUGGUACCAAGCACAAAACGAUGCUAGAAGCUCGGAACGGAAGUGGGGCUAUCAAAGCCUUCCCCAGGGCAGGUGUGAAAGGCAAAGGCCCAGUGAACAAGGGAAACACAGGCCUGCAGAACAAAACGUUUCACUGUGAAAUCUGUGACGUGCACGUCAACUCGGAGACACAGCUGAAACAGCACAUUAGCAGUAGAAGGCACAAAGACAGAGCUGCCGGCAAGCCCCCGAAACCUAAAUACAGCCCUUACAACAAACUGCAGAAGGCCGCGCAUCCACUGGGGGUGAAGCUGGUCUUCUCCAAGGAGCCGUCCAAGCCGCUGGCGCCGCGCCUGCUGCCCGGGCCGCUGGCCGCCGCCGCGGCCGCCGUGGCCGUGGGCUCGCCGUUCGGGCUGCGGGCCGCGCCGCCCGCGCUGCUGCCGGCGCUGCCCCCCGCGCUGCUGCGGCCGGCGCCGGGGCCCAUGCGCAGCGCGCACGCGCCGGUGCUCUUCGCGCCCUACUGAGCGCGGCCGGCCUGCAAUAACUCGCAAACCACACGCCGAACAGAGAACUAUGCAGCGUUUAUUUAUAGUUUAAAGUAUAUCUGAAGAGCCAGGACUUUUGGUAGUGAACUGACAAGAUUAUGG
This is a messenger RNA of Budorcas taxicolor (takin), 1602 nucleotides long. It is a transcript of the gene ZNF385D, whose product is annotated as zinc finger protein 385D. The transcript has 9 exons. Gene Ontology annotation, molecular function: nucleic acid binding; zinc ion binding. NCBI's taxonomy places the organism in Eukaryota, Metazoa, Chordata, Mammalia, Artiodactyla, Bovidae. The coding region runs from base 1 to 1479 and encodes 492 amino acids. Gene Ontology annotation, cellular component: nucleus. The record is from RefSeq and is a predicted model, not a curated record.